GGUAUACGACGUGACACGAAUGGUAGACAGUGUUGGAGACCCGAACAACGGCCAUUGCAUGGCAGCACUAGAGUCUUGGCUGGCUUGCUCAUUGUCGCUGCUCUCGGCCCCGUCUCCGUCCCCGUUAGACUGCGCGGGUAGCGGCCCCGCUACCUGCCGUCCCUCCAUAGCUCGUCUCUCCUCCUCUGUGAGCCACUGCUGGGCAAUACUGUCGUACAGAUAGCUCCCACAGUGCGCUCUAAGAGCAUGCAUUCGGCACUUUCGGUUUACUUUGGCCGGCCACACCCCCUUCGUACUGCGCAUGCUCAGGUGAACUCUGAACCCCAAACGUGCUGAUUCAGACAGGUGAUGAAGGUGAAGAGAUACAAGCACGCGAAAAAGGUGCUCUCUUUCUACAAGAACACGUUCAAGAUACGAGAGCCGUACCAAGUCAUAGUGGACGGGACGUUCUGUCAGGCGGCGCUAAAAGGGAAGAUUCAGAUAAAGGAGCAGCUACCAAAGUACCUGGGAGGCCGUGUCCAGCUAGUGACUACCCAGUGUGUGGUAACAGAGCUGGAGGGGCUGGGUCAGAGUCUGUCGGGAGCAAUGUACGUGGCCAAGAGAUUCCAACUGAGGAACUGCGGUCACCAUAGAGACCCCCAGCCUGCAGCCGACUGUGUCAAGAACAUGAUCAGUGGCGGAAAUCCCCAUCACUACUUUGUAGCCACACAGGACACUGAACUGCAGCGCUGCCUCAGGAAAACUGCAGGUAUCCCCCUCUUGCAUAUAGUCGGCAGCACCAUAGUACUGGAGAGCCCCACUCACGCGUCACAGAAGGCUCACCAAGACGUGAUCAGCAGCAAGGUCCAACCGACAGAGCACGAGAAGUCGGUCAUCUCGGCCCUUGACUCAGCUUCAGGUGUGACUAGGGAACCUCUGGGGAAGAGAAGAGGGAGGAAGACACCCAGAGGACCCAACCCACUCGCCGUGAAGAAAGGCCGGAGGAAGUUUGUCACCACUACACAGGUCCACGGCAGUGUCGUCUCUCAGAGCAAGAAGAGACGAGCGAGACUGCAGAGAAAGAGAGCAGCAGAACUAAUGGAGAAAGUGGCUGCAUCUUGCAUUGCUACAUAGCACACACUCAUUCUUGACUCUUUGCAUUCUGUCACAGCAACCAUCAUUAUAAAGAUACUUUUCUAUAUAAUUAUGUACACACACUUUGCAUGACACGCACUGUGUGGGCAGACUGGGCACGUGUGAAAAUCCAGAUUCAUUCAUCCGAAUUUUUGAACUCCCCAAAA
This is a messenger RNA of Geodia barretti, 1280 nucleotides long. The record is from the annotation of a GenBank genome assembly. Lineage: Eukaryota; Metazoa; Porifera; Demospongiae; Tetractinellida; Geodiidae.